Molecule: messenger RNA, 1912 nt
Organism: Stomoxys calcitrans (stable fly)
Lineage: Eukaryota; Metazoa; Arthropoda; Insecta; Diptera; Muscidae
Gene: Slu7
Product: pre-mRNA-splicing factor Slu7
Exons: 4
Coding region: 101-1855 (584 amino acids)
Biological process (GO): mRNA splicing, via spliceosome
Cellular component (GO): spliceosomal complex
Molecular function (GO): pre-mRNA 3'-splice site binding
Source: RefSeq, a predicted model, not a curated record
CUAUUAUUCGGUUGGCAACACUUUCGUUUUUUGCUACUUACUAUCUAGUUGGAAAUCGUAUAUAUUUUUGAUAGUGUUUUUGGUUACAACAAGGGAAACAAUGAGUUCCCAAACAGUUAGGAAUCCUGUAUCGCAAAUUAUCCAUAGCAAAGAAACUGUGGAAGAUGAAGAGCCCAAAAAAAAAUCACGCGAAGAUUGGCGAAAAGCCAAAGAAUUGGAAGAAGCUCGAAAAGCAGGUACUGCACCAGCAGCCGUCGAUGAAGAGGGUCGUGAUAUAAAUCCUCAUAUUCCACAAUAUAUAUCGAAUGCUCCAUGGUACUAUGGAGCUCAAGGACCAACGCUCAAACAUCAAAGGCCUCAACGGGAUGAAGAUAGAGGUGAAUUAGAAAGAAAAGCUCCUCGGGGUGUAGACACAUCUCGCUUGGUUACCAAAUUUCGCAAAGGAGCCUGCGAAAAUUGUGGUGCCAUGACACAUAAGCGUAAAGAUUGUCUGGAAAGGCCGCGUAAGGUUAUAGCCAAAUUUGCCGAGUCAAUUGUGGUUCAUGAUGAGUUCAUAGCCAAAGAUGUUUCGGUGAAUUACGAUGAGAAACGUGAUCGUUGGAGUUCAUAUGAUCCAGCAAAUCAUAGAGAAAUUAUAGAAGAAUAUGAAAAGGUUGAGGAGACCAAACGUCAACUAAAAGCGGAAAAACUAAAAAAUGAUCCCGAUGCUGAAAUUUCUGAUGACGAUAACAAUGAGGACAAAUAUGUGGAUGAAGUAGAUAUGCCGGGUACAAAAGUAGAUUCUAAGCAGCGUAUUACCGUUCGCAACUUACGUAUAAGAGAAGACACUGCAAAGUAUUUGAGAAAUUUAGAUCCGAAUAGCGCAUACUAUGAUCCGAAAACAAGAUCUAUGCGCGAUAAUCCAAAUCCAAAAGUACCAUCAGAAGAAGCUGAGUUCGCUGGCGAAAAUUUUGUUCGAUUUUCUGGCGACACUACAAAACACGCUACCGCUCAACUGUUUGCCUGGGAAGCUCAUGGCAAGGGUGUGGAUGUUCAUUUAUUGGCAGAACCCACAAAAUUGGAACUACUACAAAAGGAAUAUGACAAAAAGAAAGAGCAAUUCAAGUCAAGUACUAAGGACCACAUAGUAGAUAAAUAUGGGGGAGAUGAACACUUGCAAGCUCCUCCUAAAUCUUUACUCUUGGCUCAAACUGAAGAAUACAUAGAGUAUUCGAGAAGUGGAAAAGUUAUAAAAGGCAUGGAAAAGCCUAAAGCCCGCAGCAUAUAUGAGGAAGAUGUUUACAUAAAUAAUCAUACAACUGUUUGGGGAAGUUAUUACAAUGGUGGUCGAUGGGGUUACAGAUGCUGCAAGUCUUUUAUAAAAAAUUCCUAUUGUGUCGGCAUGAAAGAGCCAGAGGCCCUGCAAGAAGCUUCAAUAGCUAAACCUCUUACCACAUCAUCAGCAACCUCCGAAAAACAUGAAGAUGAAUUAAACAAUGACACUAGUUUAAAAGAGUCUCAAAAAGAUGCCAAGACAGAAGAAUCUUCAUCUUCAAGCUCAAGUUCUUCAUCUGAAGAUGAAGCGGAGUUACAAAAAGCUGCCAUUGAAAACAAAAAACUUAAAAAGAAACAGAAGAAACGGGAAAAGAAACGGGCAAAGAAGCUUAAAAAAUUGGAAAAGAAAUUGGCGAAAUCCAGAAAGCGCACUGAAAACGAAGGGAAAGAAAAACAAUCCGCCCCAGAAAUAUUGGACGAUAGAAAAAGGCCCUACAACAGCAUGUAUGAUAUUAAAGCACCCACCGAAGAAGAUAUUGAGGAAUGGCAACGGAAGCGAACUAGGGAGGAAGAUCCUAUGCUACAGUUUAUGAAUAAUUAAAAGCUUUAUAGAAAAUAUACAUAUGUUUAAAUAAAGCGUAGAAUUGUACCUAGUUUA